Meyerozyma guilliermondii ATCC 6260 is the source of this 216-nucleotide messenger RNA. RefSeq lists its product as uncharacterized. Lineage: Eukaryota; Fungi; Ascomycota; Pichiomycetes; Serinales; Debaryomycetaceae. The transcript has a single exon. The record is from RefSeq and is a predicted model, not a curated record. Gene Ontology annotation, biological process: mitochondrial respiratory chain complex IV assembly. Bases 1 to 216 code for a protein of 71 amino acids. Gene Ontology annotation, cellular component: mitochondrial intermembrane space.
AUGGCACAUCAAAUUGACGACGAUGAUCAACCGGAUGAAUGGGAUCAGCGGAUCAUGGACACAGGGUGCCAUGAAGAGAACUUGAAGCUUCAGCUUUGUCAUGCCGACACUGGAGACUGGAGAAAAUGUACAGAAGAAAUGAAGGCUUUCCAAAAAUGCUGGGAAGCUAAUAAAAAUAAUGAGCGGACGAAAACUGUCAAUAAUGAAGAGUUGUAG